AUGUCCUUACGACGCAAGUCAUGCAACGCCUGCUUCAGGGGCCGGCGAAAAUGCAAUCUCGCCUACCCGACAUGCGAGUAUUGCCGGAAGACGAAAAAGUGCUGUCAAUAUGCUUAUCCGCCAACUAGCGGUAGCCCAUCGAGCAAUGACUCAACGAGCUCUCCAGCCCCGUCUGGUCCAGCUGCCAGCACCAGCGAGGACUCUUUUACAGCGCUCCUGAGUGCAUUUGAUACCUCCACAUUUGAUUUCCUUGAGACGGGCACAAUUCCAGAUUUGUUCUUGUCCGAUCAGCCCCAAUCGCCUCCAUAUGGAUCUCCAUCAAACCUUGAAGUCAUAUUGCCGCACACCUGCAUCCCACCAUAUCCAAGCCUACCAUCAACAAGUAUAAGAAAAUUCCUCGGACCCCUCGGUGAAAUCCAGCCCAUCCAAGGAAUCAACGCAACCUGGCAAUGGCUCAUCGAGACACUGAGCCGCUACCCCGCCGACUUCGCAGCAACGGGCGAAACAAUCUUCAUCCACAACCAGCUCUACCGCGACUCCAUGCCUCGUUCUAUCCGAACAGCAUUCGGCAUUUCGUCUUCCUCAUGUCUUCGUCCCGGCAAUCAAGCAAUGAUGUUCCGCGUCAUCGAAGCCGAGGUCAACGACUUGCUCCAACCAACCCAUACCAAGUCUGCAGGUGGGCAAGCGCCACUCCUCGACGACCUCGCGAGCCUACAAUCUCUCCUCCUCUACCAAAUAAUCCGGCUUUUCCACAGCACCGGCAGCGACGCCGACAACCUCAAACAGCGCACCCUAGCCGAGCAGCAGGGCACCAUCCUAAUGACGCGCGCCCUGAAACUCCUCUCCCGCUCGCAGGAGCUUGCCCCAAAGAACCGACAAGCCUGGAUCACAGCCGAAUGUAUCCGGCGCACCGUGGUGGUAAUCUAUAUGCUGUAUGGCGUGAACUCGAUUUGCCGCGAGGGGAUCUGCAUUGGAUUGCCGACGCUGGUGAAGCUGCCGAUUUCGGCGGGGGUGGGGUGUUGGAAUGGCGAGGGUACGGAUGCGUCAGUGUCAAUGUCAAUGUCAGUGUCAGUGUCAGGGCUCGGGUAUGAGCGGACGAUGCCCUACGAGAAGUUCCUGGAGUGCUGGCUUGUUUCUAAGCCGCGCCGGCUGGAUGCUUUUGAGAGGUUGUUGCUUGUGCCGUGCCAGGGCGUUGAGGCUGUGGAUGCGUUUCAUGAUUUGGCUGGGUUUAUGUAG
Molecule: messenger RNA, 1236 nt
Organism: Aspergillus mulundensis
Lineage: Eukaryota; Fungi; Ascomycota; Eurotiomycetes; Eurotiales; Aspergillaceae
Product: Zn(II)2Cys6 transcription factor domain-containing protein
Exons: 1
Coding region: 1-1236 (411 amino acids)
Biological process (GO): regulation of DNA-templated transcription
Molecular function (GO): DNA-binding transcription factor activity, RNA polymerase II-specific; zinc ion binding
Source: RefSeq, a predicted model, not a curated record